Nannospalax galili (Upper Galilee mountains blind mole rat) is the source of this 871-nucleotide messenger RNA. It is a transcript of the gene Ctrc, whose product is annotated as chymotrypsin C. Gene Ontology annotation, biological process: proteolysis. The transcript has 8 exons. Gene Ontology annotation, molecular function: serine-type endopeptidase activity. Lineage: Eukaryota; Metazoa; Chordata; Mammalia; Rodentia; Spalacidae. The coding region runs from base 1 to 807 and encodes 268 amino acids. The record is from RefSeq and is a predicted model, not a curated record.
AUGCUGGGUAUCACGGUCUUUGCUGCCAUCUUGGCCUGCGUCACCAGCUGUGGGAACCCCACCUUCCCACCCAACGUGGUAUCCAGGGUAGUAGGAGGAGAUGACGCCGUUCCCCAUAGCUGGCCCUGGCAGAUCUCUCUUCAGUACCUCAAGGAUGACACGUGGAGGCACACGUGUGGAGGCACCUUGAUCACCAACACCCACGUCCUCACUGCUGCCCACUGCAUCGACGAAUCCCUCACCUACCGUGUGGGCCUGGGGAAGUACAACCUGACUGUGGAGGACGAGGAAGGCUCCCUUUAUGUGGGGGUAGACACCAUCUAUGUCCAUGAGAAGUGGAACUCCCUCUUCGUGUUGAAUGACAUUGCCCUCAUCAAGCUGGCCGAGCCUGUGGAGCUCAGUGACACCAUUCAAGUGGCCUGCCUCCCAGAGGCGGACGCCUUGCUGCCUCAAGGCUACCCCUGCUAUGUCACCGGCUGGGGUCGCCUCUGGACCAAUGGCCCCAUCGCUGAUGUGCUCCAGCAGGGCCUGCAGCCCAUCGUGAACCAUGCUACAUGCUCCAGGUUGGACUGGUGGUUCAUCAGGGUCAGGAAGACCAUGGUAUGCGCCGGGGGCGAUGGUGUCAUCUCUGCCUGUAACGGGGACUCCGGAGGCCCACUGAACUGCCAGGCUGAGGACGGCUCCUGGGAGACUCAUGGCAUCGUGAGCUUCGGCUCCCCCAAAGGCUGCAACACAUAUAAGAAGCCAGUGGUCUUCACUCGUGUGUCCGCCUACAUUGACUGGAUCAACGAGAAACUACAGCUGUGAAGAACUGGUUCCAGGAAGCCUCAGUCCAUUCCUGCAACAUCAAUAAACCUUUUCUGAGUGUCUA